CUCUUUUUUCUACAUGCAUCAAUACUAGAAAAGCCAUCAAGAUAAUCACGAAAACAGUGAAAAGCAGCAAGAGAUAAUUAAUAAGAAGAAACAAUGGUAGAGGAUAGAAAAAUUGGUGUUGCAAUAGAUUUUUCCAAGAACAGUAAAAAUGCUCUGAAAUGGGCCAUUGUAAAUAUGGCUGAUAAAGGUGACACUUUUUACCUCAUUCACAUCAACUCCAAUUCUUCUGAUGAGUCCCGUAACAAGCAGUUUGCAAAAACUGGUUCUCCUCUUAUUUCUUUGGAAGAGUUAAAAGAGGUAGAGGUUAUGAGCAAAUAUGGUGUGCAAACUGAUGUUGAGGUUCUUGAUAUGCUUGAUACUCUUGCAACACAGAAGGAGGUGAGCGUUGUUGCAAAACUGUACUGGGGUGAUGCAAGACAGAAACUUAUGGACUCUAUUGAAGAUCUAAAGCUAGAUGCUCUGGUUUUGGGAAGCAGAGGCCUUAGCACAAUCAAAAGGAUACUACUGGGAAGUGUUAGCAACUUUGUGAUGGUUCACUCUCCAUGCCCAGUGACUAUUGUGAAGUAUUAUUCAAGCAGCAGCAGCAGCAGCAGCAGCUACUAGCUGCUCCUCUGGGUAUUGUAAUGGAGUUUAUUACUGAUCUAAAUAUCAGUCCUUAGCUUAUCGAAGGAAUAAUGUAAUUGAAGUGCUAUAUUAUUUUGGCCAUGUACAUUUAGUUCUAGUAAUCAUGUCUCUGUUGUUAUUAGAAAAAAAAAGUGAUGAUAAUUGUAAACUGUCAUGUAAAAUAUGAAUAAAUUAUAUUAAUAUUAUAUGAAUAUCCAUGAUAAAUUAUAAACAUGUUGAGGUAUUCAUUGUU
Molecule: messenger RNA, 856 nt
Organism: Medicago truncatula (barrel medic)
Lineage: Eukaryota; Viridiplantae; Streptophyta; Magnoliopsida; Fabales; Fabaceae
Product: universal stress protein PHOS32
Exons: 4
Coding region: 94-603 (169 amino acids)
Source: RefSeq, a predicted model, not a curated record